UUUAGCACAAAGAGCCGAAGUUCAAAUCCCACCACACUGUCAUUUUUUGUGAAUUAUUUGAUUUAACUUAUACAUUUCGUCGAAGCUAAAGGUAACACACACACAUCAAAUAGUAACAGUUUUGACAGCAAUAAAAUGGCCACUAAGAGUAAUCGAAAAUGUGGUGCAUGUUUGAAGGACAUAAUGGAUAAUAACUUCAUUACAUGUAGCAUAGAAUCUUGUAAAACGUCAUUCCAUCGUGACAUAUGCAUAGGGCCGUCUCUUCCAGAAGACCCACGUAAUUGGGUUUGUCAAAAAUGUCGUUGCAAUUUAAAAAAAGGAGGUGAUAACUCAAAUACUCCAGUCAAAACAUCAUACACUAGCGGUAACGUUACUUUGCGUACAAAAAACAAAGUUAUUGUGUCGAAUGACAAAUCAUCAGAUGCAGAGGUAAGCUUGGGUACUCUGAUUUCCGAAAUCCGCUUACUCAGACAAGAUGUAUCGAAACUGACAGAUAAAGUAACGGAAAUGUUCACAUCACUAAAUGAAUGCCAAGAAAGGCUCGCGGACGUGGAAAUUAAAACCAUACGGUCAGAUCAGCGUCUUAAAUUACUAGAAGUAUAUCAUACUGUCGUUCAGUCGUUGCUGAUGUAUUGCAUAACUGCAUGGGGUGGGGCAUCAAAGACUCAUAUGAUCUCAAUUGAAAGGGCACAAAGAUCUGUUCUCAAAGUUAUGCUUGGAAAACCUUUCCGAUUUCCCACGUAUCUUUUACACCAAGAGGCAGCGGUCCUCACAGUUAGGCAGCUCUUUCGCAUCAUAACUCUCCACAACUAA
This is a messenger RNA of Achroia grisella, 813 nucleotides long. RefSeq lists its product as uncharacterized. The coding region runs from base 136 to 813 and encodes 225 amino acids. The record is from RefSeq and is a predicted model, not a curated record. Lineage: Eukaryota; Metazoa; Arthropoda; Insecta; Lepidoptera; Pyralidae. The transcript has a single exon.